Molecule: messenger RNA, 3633 nt
Organism: Acaulospora morrowiae
Lineage: Eukaryota; Fungi; Glomeromycota; Glomeromycetes; Diversisporales; Acaulosporaceae
Source: the annotation of a GenBank genome assembly
AUGUCCAGUAAAGUAAAGAACCCGAGGCUUUCAAGUAGUGAUGUCGAAUAUGAACGUAUCUCUCGUGCACUUACUUCCUUAGUCAGACACUUUUUAACUGAAUCUUUGCACGACCAAAGUAAGACGGGCGGCAAGAGCUUGCUUUCGUCCAUCGAGUCGGGAACGUCGCGACAGAAACAAACUUUCGAUUAUUGCAUGAGAAUAUUGGGCAGCCGGUUAACACCCUCAAUAACGAGUGACGAGCUACAUGUAUCCGAUCUCAUAAAGAAAAAGUUAAUUCGCGAAACAAAAUCUUCUUCGAAAUCCUUACGUUUUGCAAAUUUAUUUGCUAAAUUGCAAUCUCAGUCUAUUGUAACGCGUAAAUGGGCUAUAUUGUAUUUUUUGCUAUCGGUCAGUGACCAAUCAAGUGGCAAUGAAGCCUCCAUAAUUGCGAAUCCCGCGCCAAUAGAGAAAGCGUUUUCGUUACGAGGGUUACAAGACAUACCAAAUUAUAAGGAACUCGAAAGAAUCAGAUCAACAUCUGAUGAAGCAAAUCGUUUCAUGCAAAUUGCUGCUUCCCCACCAAAGCCAUCAAUGAAGUUGUCGAAAGAGGAUCUCCCACCAAAGAUUGUUCUGAACAAGCAAUUAAUGGAGUUAGAUAAUACGAAUAAAGAAAUCUCCGAAGCUUUAUUGUUACGGGAUAUUAUAUUCAUUUUUCAAGGAAUAGAUGGACAAUUCGUCAAAUAUAAUGUCGAUGAAGCUUCAUAUAUUAUUGAUCCGAAGAUUUCCAUCAGUCGAUCUACCCGGGAUUUGUUACAUAGGCUCACGGAAUUGGGCAAGCUUUACCUACGCGUGGAUAAAUUUGUUGACAACAACGUGAAUGAUCCAUCUAUUGGACUAGUUGGACAGGCUUUUUGCUCUGCCUUACAACAUGAAUUGACAGAAUAUUAUAGAUUCAUUGCCGUUCUUGAAGCUCAAGUCAAUAAAGAAGUGAACGGUAAACAGAUGUCAACUGAUGGUAUCUCGUUGAAACGCCUAUUGGUGUGGAUACAAGAGUCCUUGUUAAAAUUACGGAUGAUGUCUGUGUUGGUGGACUGCUGCAAACAGAAGAGAGGUGGUGCCUUGGUUUCAGCGAUUUAUAAUUACACAAAUCAUGGGGAUCCGUUUAUUCAACAGUUUGUUAAUAACAUGCUUGAAAAGAUGCUUCAACGUUGGAUAUAUGAGGGUGAAUUGGAGGAUCCGUUCGAAGAAUUUUUUGUCGCCUGUAACCCUGAUGUGGAAGAAGACUUAUGGCAAUCAAAAUAUUAUAUUCGCUCCGACAUGCGACCGGCUUUCAUCAGCGAAUUGCUCGACAAAAAAAUUUUUUCUAUAGGAAAGUCACUUAAUUUCAUACGUUAUAGUUGUCACGACAAUAAUUGGGUGAUUACCAAUGCAAAAGCGGCUGGAACAGACAAACUGCUGAAGUAUGGAGACAUCAUGGCACUCGAGAGUUCUAUUGAUGCCACCUAUAAUGCCACGAGCCAACAACUUCUGAAUAUUUUAUUUGUAAAAUACAAGUUGAAGGAGCAUUUCACUGCUUUGAAGCGUUAUCUGCUACUUGGACAAGGUGAUUUUAUACAACAUCUGAUGGUUCAGCUUGGACCUGGUCUUUCAAAGCCAGCUAACACCCUCUAUCAUCACAACCUCACUGGUACUUUGGAAGCAGCUAUUCGUGCGUCUAAUGCCCAGUAUGACGAUCCAGACAUCCUUCGUCGAUUGGAUGUUAGACUUUUAGAGGUUACUUCUGGUGAUGUUGGUUGGGACGUUUUUAGCUUGGAUUACCACGUGGAUUCGCCAAUAAACACAAUCUUCACGCCACAAGCAAUGCAUCACUAUCUCAAAUUAUUUAAUUUUUUGUGGCGAUUAAAACGCGUGGAACAUGAAUUGUCAUCCGCUUGGCGCCGUAACAUGACCAGCGCGAGAAGUUUGUUUAAAGUCAAAGAGUUAAAUAAUUCGAAUAAUAGCAGAUUGGUAAUCGAAUGUUCUUGGGAUGAGCUUGUCACCGACAUUCACAAGCCCUCUGGAGAUCUGGAUUCGCUUAUAGAAGCCCAUAAUAAAUAUUUAACUAAUAUCACCACCAAAGGUUUUUUGAGUACUUCAAAUAAUCAGGAUGAACUACACAAUUUCUGUCUAAAAGAGAUGAUACGCAGAGACAAUACCAGUGUCGAACAAAAUCUAUGGAGUAUAGAUAAGUCUAAAAAUUCGGAUCCUAGGAAAAGUUUGACGGGCAUCCAAGAACAUUUGAGCGAGAUUGCUGGGCAAUUUAAAGGCGAAGUAGUAAAUCUGUUAACUUCCCUGGCUCAUCAUCAUGAUACGGACUUGAGAUUUCUCAGUGUUCGCCUCGAUUUCAAUGAAUAUUAUAAUCAUUUCAACGAGAAGAAUAGUGCCCAUAAAAAAGAACCGAAUAUUUCGGUUAAGCCGAUCCAGGUACCAGUUCCUUGUAAAGUUUUUCUCCAAAGUGCAUUAAUACAUGCUGAAGCAACGGACGCGUCGGGUUGCAAAAAACUCUUACGUAAAGAUACGCUAGUCAUUCGUGUUCUGAUAUAUGUGGGAGUGGUCAGCAAAGUUUGCAAAAUAAGAGAAGAUACGAAAAAGCAGUCAACAAUCGAAGAACGAUACUUUACACAAGACACGAAACCACCGAUCAUGAUUUUAAAUUCGAUGCGAAACCUUGUCGGAAAAUCUUUUUUGGCAAGAAAAACUGCUAAAUAUUUAUUCCUAAACGUCAGAAUUAUCGAAAAAAAACGUAUAUCACCUCUAUUGAGAAGUUUUGUUACAACUUCUUUACCUGCUAGAACUUCUCUCACGAAACAUCAAGUGGAACAAGAAGUGGAAGAGAUCGAUCGUUCUCAAUACCCUGAGCUCUUUCCCUCAGAGGAAGUAACACAAGAAUAUUAUAACGAAGAAACUCCACAUAAUGAUGCCGAUGAUGCGUGGUUUGUGGAUCCAGCUUAUGAAAAUCCGCAGGAAGAAAGUGCUACUGACUUCGUUCCUUUAUGGCAGCGGAAAGCUGCUGCCAUUGAAGACUCGUCCGCCUCGAAUCUUCUAUCAAUUUCAAAGGAUAUCUCUCAUACUGACACAGAUUUUUUGAGUAUAAUAAGAUAUCUAGAGGACGAUGGAGUGGAGAAUAUUACUUUAAUUGAUGUGAGACAAAAAUGCGACUUUGCAGAUUGGAUUAUAAUUGGAGAAGGCAAAAGCGUAAGACAUUUGGGAGGCGCGAUAGAUGGGCUGUAUCGAAUGGUGAAAGAAAAAAUUUUUUUAUCUGCUGUGACAUCUGUUUUACCAAAAACUUUAAUCCGAUUGAAUUAUUCAUCUUACCAGUUGAAAAGGGAGGUCAAGCGUUACAAUGCAGAUCAGUCAAAUUCCUCCAUCAAAAACUAUCCCAUCGUCGAAGGUCGUGAUUCAGAUGAUUGGAUGUUAAUUGACACUGGUUCAAUUUUUGUGCAUUUGUUUACACCGGAGGCAAGAAAGUAUCGAGAUAUCGAAGGUAUAUGGGAAACGAUAAGUCAACCUAUCUCAUCUAAAGAAGAACUAGACAAAAUUACUAAAGAUAUGGAAAGAGAAUUUAGACAGUUUGAUCCUAAACUAAGCAGGCGACCUCCAAACCAAGAUUGA